AUGAUACCUUCCGACGUAUGUGAAGAGAGCUCACGGUUUUCAAAUAACGUUGCGCUCAGGUUUACGGAACUUCUAACUGCCGGCAUUUCAAUGUAUGGCCUCUAUUUACUUCUUCGCAUUACAAAGCGGCCCAGUUGUUUCGCAGUUCACAAGAACUUUCAGGUGAGUAUUCUACUUUUUUCACAGCCCUUCUACAUCGUUCUGACUAAAAAUUUAUUUCAGAUCCUCCUCUACAAUAUCGGCAUCUCAAUCUUCAUCGAAUUUUCCACUGGCGUUGUAUCCAACCUUUUUGCAUUUUUUCGAAGUUUCAUUUACACUGGCCACUGUGAGAACGUCUAUACGGUUUGGUUGAGCGUUCUGCUAAAGUGGCCGUUAAUCUGGAUGGUCUCCACAAUGUCACUGUUUCAUGUGGCGAUGCUUUUGGAGAGAGUGUUUGCCAGUUUUUGUAAGGAAAGUUACGAAAGAAUGGGCUGCUCAACUGGAGUGGUGCUGUGUGCAGCGGUGGUAAGUAAAAUCGUGUCGGAGGGAUGGGGGGAGGUGAACUCUUUGCCACGAGUGUUGUAUACAUAUAUCGGUCUGUUGGGAAAAUAAUGAACACAAUGUCGCUGCACCGACGUCGCUGAAGCGCAAAGCAAUUUGAUUUUGCCCCAACACAAUUCAUUUUCUCGAGUAUGCAAUUUUCGAUACGACAGAUUGCUCAUUAUUUUCCCGACAAACUGAUAACUCACAGAAAAAAAUCCUAGAUUCCACGCUUGUUUCAGUGGAUCCUCACCUUUCUCCUUAACUACGACCACAAUUUGUCGACCACCUACAAAAUGAUCAUGCCCUAUUGUAUCACAAUGACCCCGCAAAACGCCGAGCGGAUGUUUUACCUGUGGCUCUUCCUCCUGCCCGUCGAACUGAUCACCACUGCCGGCGACUUCCUUCUCCGCCAUGUGAAUAACACCGGGCGCAGCGAAAUGUAUGCGCCACUGUUUCGAUUCAUAGCUUUCUCUUCAGAAUUGUCGGGCAGUACUCGUUGGGACGCAGCUAUCAGAUGCAGGAAAACUACCUGACCGGGAAGCUGGUGUUCCCGGUGACAAUGGUGCACUCAACUUUUUACACAAUCUACCUCUUGUUGAGCAUUCUCGCGCGGAUAUUGCAAUUGAGGGUGCAAGAUCGAGUCAAUGUCAUCAUCAUGAUCAUUUAUAUUCAUAAUGUGAGUUGUAGCGAGGAUUAAGAAGGUAACGGUUUUGAAGGGACAAAGGUGAAAUUUGCUGUGAAAAAUGGGUCUCUCGACAAGCGCCGACAAGUCUCUAAACUUUAUGAAAAAAAAACUAAUAUUUACGCUUAGUUUCCCACAAAUAUUUUCAACGUUUCUAUAUGCAGGUAAUGCAACUAACGAUUGUAAUGUCAAUGGCAAGGUACAUCAAAAAAGUCGACGAGUUCGAAGGCCGCUCGGAGAUCAGGGAGAUCCGAAUGAAACGAGAGGAAUCGACGGAGAUCUACUUUGAUUAUUUGCACAAACAAAUGGACGGUCGGUUUUGGGGCUUCCCCAAAAAAAAUGUUGUAAUGCCGGUCUGA
This is a messenger RNA of Bursaphelenchus xylophilus (pine wood nematode), 1563 nucleotides long. NCBI's taxonomy places the organism in Eukaryota, Metazoa, Nematoda, Chromadorea, Rhabditida, Aphelenchoididae. The record is from the annotation of a GenBank genome assembly.